This is a messenger RNA of Arabidopsis lyrata subsp. lyrata, 821 nucleotides long. RefSeq lists its product as uncharacterized. The record is from RefSeq and is a predicted model, not a curated record. The transcript has 2 exons. Gene Ontology annotation, molecular function: zinc ion binding. Bases 173 to 667 code for a protein of 164 amino acids. Lineage: Eukaryota; Viridiplantae; Streptophyta; Magnoliopsida; Brassicales; Brassicaceae.
CUCACACAGGUAAGCUUCUCUCUUAAUCUCUGUUGUUUACUUAAUCUUUGUUGUUUACUUGACAGCUUUUAUAUCUUUUUUUGCAGGUGCAUGUACACCUUAUGUUGCCAAGUUUCUAGCUGGUGAACACAAGCUCGCUUCUACUGCCAAAGUAUCUACAAGCACCAAUGGAAUGUAUGAAGUGAGGCAUGGUUCUGAUUAUCACCGAGUAGACUUAAAGGCAUACACUUGUACAUGCAGGAAGUGGCAGAUCUGUGGCAUCCCGUGUGAGCAUGCAUAUGGAGUCAUUCUCUACAAGAAGCUUGAACCUGAGAACUUUGUGUGUCAAUGGUUCAGGACAGCAAUGUGGAAAAGAAACUACACGGAUGGCGUCUGUCCACAAAGAGGACCUAAGUUCUGGCCUGAGAGUCAUAGGCCUAGAGUCCAUGUGCCUGAGUCACCAGAAGGAGAAGACAACAAGAUGACAAAAGCUGAGAAAAAAAGGAAAAAGGGUUUGAAUGAGUCUCCUAGUAAGAAGCAGCCAAAGGCAAAGAAAAGAAUCAUGCAUUGUCGUGUUUGUGGGCAAGCUGAUCACAAUUCAAGACACCAUGCUAAAGAUAAGGCUUCUCAUUUUGUCUCGCAGCCUUCUCAACCUGAACCAAGUCAAGGUUCACUCACUCAAGCUUGAUCCAAGGAGUAGAAGACUGUCAUAGGGUAUAAGAACUAGGGUACUUAUAUUGUGGUUGUCUCAUUGUAAUUUUCGACCACAUUGUUUCUACGGCUAAAUGGAUGUUUUGUUUCUACGGCUAAAUGGAUGUUUAGGAUGAAUGCUAUUUUGAAUG